GUCCCGGCUCUGGAGCAUAAACAAGAGUGGGGACGGGAUGAGGCGGCGGUUGGUCCCCACUCGGCGAGUGGCGGCGAGCGAGGGCGCAAGCCGGACCGGGCGCAGAUCCUGAGUGGAACACACUCCCGCGGGCCGCCCGAGUUGCGCCGCGCGCGCUCCCGCGAAGGGGGUCCGAGCCCGUCGCGCGCGCGCAGCCAUGAACCUGGCGAGCCAGAGCGGAGAGGCCGGUGCCGGCCAGCUGCUGUUCGCCAACUUCAACCAGGAUAACACGUCCCUUGCGGUUGGUAGUAAGUCCGGGUAUAAGUUUUUCUCCCUUUCAUCUGUGGAUAAGCUGGAACAGAUCUAUGAAUGCACUGACACCGAAGAUGUGUGCAUCGUGGAGAGAUUGUUUUCAAGCAGUUUGGUGGCCAUCGUCAGCCUCAAAGCUCCCAGGAAACUGAAAGUUUGCCACUUUAAGAAGGGAACUGAGAUAUGCAACUACAGCUACUCCAACACAAUACUGGCUGUGAAGCUGAACAGGCAGAGGCUCAUUGUGUGUCUGGAGGAGUCACUCUAUAUACACAACAUCCGGGACAUGAAGGUACUUCAUACCAUCCGAGAGACACCCCCAAACCCUGCAGGCUUGUGUGCACUGUCAAUAAACAACGACAACUGCUACUUGGCGUACCCAGGGAGUGCGACCAUUGGAGAGGUGCAGGUCUUCGACACCAUUAACUUGAGAGCUGCAAACAUGAUCCCGGCUCAUGACAGUCCCUUAGCAGCCCUGGCUUUUGACGCAAGUGGGACCAAGCUUGCCACUGCUUCUGAGAAGGGGACUGUGAUUAGGGUGUUCUCCAUUCCAGAGGGACAAAAGCUGUUCGAGUUCCGGAGAGGAGUGAAGAGGUGUGUGAGCAUCUGCUCCCUGGCCUUCAGCAUGGACAGCAUGUUUCUCUCCGCAUCCAGUAAUACCGAAACUGUGCAUAUCUUCAAACUUGAGGCUGUGAGGGAAAAACCUCCAGAGGAGCCCACCACCUGGACCGGCUACUUCGGGAAGGUACUUAUGGCAUCUACCAGCUACCUGCCCUCACAAGUGACAGAAAUGUUCAACCAGGGCAGAGCCUUUGCUACUGUCCGCCUACCAUUCUGUGGCCAUAAAAACAUCUGCUCAUUAACCACAAUUCAGAAGAUCCCACGGUUGUUGGUAGGAGCAUCAGAUGGCUAUUUAUACAUGUACAACCUGGACCCCCAGGAAGGUGGCGAGUGUGCCCUGAUGCGUCAGCACAGGCUUGAUGGCAGCAUGGAGACGACCAGCGAGAUUGUGGACUCUGCCUCUCAUGACUGCCCCUUAGUAACACAAACGUACGGCGCAGCAGCUGCCAAAGGUGCCUAUGUGCCCUCAUCCCCAACGAGGCUUGGUAAAGGGCAGGACACCAACUUAGAAGCCUACACAGAUGACCUGGGUGCCGUGGGGGGCACUUGCCUGGAGGAUGAAGCCAGCGCCCUGCGCCUGGAUGAAGACAGCGAACAUCCUCCCAUGAUUCUCCGGACUGACUGAUCCUGACCUGUGAACUCUGGCCCAGGAGCAGAGAACACUGGCCUGGCAGAGGACUUGUGCAUUGCUGCUAUGAACUUUGACCUGAAUUGAUGGAGAGGAUGGCAGAGACUUUAAAGCGAAGAGAUUGUAGUUCUAGUUUAUCCAUACUGUCAAGAAAAUACACUGUUUUUCAGUGACUUUAAUCCUGCUUAUGAAUUUUAGCUUUUUAUUUUCUCUCACUCUUUAUUUUUUUUUUUUUAAUUUUUUUCUUGCCAAAAUUAACUGAAGUCUGUGGCGUCUCCUUGCUUUGCAUGCGUGAUGUGCCAAGCCAGCAUAGGAGAGCCACUCCAUAGCAAAGCAGAGUUGUCAGGUCUCAUGGCAGGGCACGAAUGAAGACAGCAGCUCUGUGUGCAGUGAUCCUGCAGGGGCAGGGCCCAUCCGCCCACUGAGACAGCCCCACCUGGACCAUUUUCCUCCAAUUUAUAUUCUCUUUCCAGAUUGAAUCGUUCUGGAACUAGCUUUCUCCGUGGGGGACUGUUGUUUGGGGUCUGUUCUCCAUGGGGAUCUUGAGGGAGAGAGGCAGUUUCUGCUCUGCACCUUCUUUUCUGGCAGGUGACCUUGGCGAUGUGCCCGGGCAGCCUGGAGCCAAGGAAGGCAAUCUCGUUUGUGUCAUUAAAUGCUCUGUCUCCUACUGUCCCCGUCCGCUAACUGUGGCUUGGUUUGUUGUUUUAAAGGAGAGUGUAGCUACUCCCGUGCCCAAAUAAGCACAAAGGUAUAAGAUGCUGCGUCAGCCGCCAGGCGUCCGUCUGCGGUCUGGAGCUGUGCUGUCUGCCAGGGGCUCCCCUCUCUCCACUCCCCAGAGUUAGCAACAGGUAGAGAGGCCCCAGGGAGACAGUGGGUCCUCCCCCGAUCCCCCACCCCAGUGACGUGCCUUUUCUUUCUUGGUCUUUACGUGUGCAGGAAUAUGAUGUCAGGUUCCAGGGCUGCCCUCACUUCUGUUUGCUUUUGACUUUUUGGUGGCUUUGGGGGAAGUACAGAUUCACAUUAUAGCCAAGACUGCCCUAGAACUCACUGUAUAGCCAGCACUGGCCUCAGAUUUAGAGCAGUCUCCCUGCCUCGACUUACUGAGAGCUGGGAUUACAGGUACCACUGUGCCUAGCUCCUUUCUCAGCUCUACGGUUCAGGUUCUUGAAUCUGCAUUCUAAACAGACCGUAGCAGUUAGGAAGUUAUGAGUUAUGAAGGUGUGGGCUGUUACAUCUUCCUAAACGCGGCUUUAGGUGCACACAGGGAAUGAAGAGGAUGAUAUCAGAGUACCAGGUUCUGCAGCCUGGUCAGGCCUCUAGAUAGGAAGAACUGUAGUAGCGGUCUUUAGUUUAGCUUGGGUAAGUCUGGUAGUGUCUCUGCAGAAUGCAGUGGCUAGACAGACCUGCUGGUGUCUCCUGCUCUUGCUCUUCCCAGGGUGGCUAAUCACAUGGGUGGGACACAAGGGCUGUCCACAGCUAGAUCUGGCUGCUGGCUGCACCUGUGCCCUGGAGCUUCUGAGUAGCCAAACCUAUAUACAUUUUACAUAGCAGGGGUGGGACUGGGGUGCUGAACUUGAAGCUGUGUGUGGCUGUCCUGGACCCUGAUAACAUGGAACCCCAGCCCUGUGGUCUGCCACAGUGGGUGCUUCUCUAGGACAGUAAAACAGGUCUUUGUAGGGCCAGGCACAGCCAGGGAGUGCUGUCUGGAAGAACUUGAGAAGCCAGCGCACAGGGAUGACCGGAACCAAAGAGCGAUGUCUGGAUUCAAGUGUGACUUACGUGACCGUGGACUUGAACGCUGUGGGUUGGAGCCCAACUCCAUCUGCUGAGAUUUCUUCUCUUGGAAGUUAGUAUUCCAGAAACGUGGGAUUCUUUUCUCCAUUUUGGCCUCAGUUUCCUCACUUGAUAAUUUGGUCAUAAAAGGGCAGCUUCCAGAGUCCAGGGCACCCCGUCCUCAGUGGUCUCUCCAGACUGUACAGACUGUUAGUUUCUGCUGGCCUCUGAGAGCCACCUGUACACCACCUGCAGGCCUCAGGCCUGAGGAGGGGUGUGUGGAUGGGCGAGAGCAGCUCUCUGAGGACUCACCACUGGCAGAGCCAAUUGAGGGACUGAGUCAGCUACAAUACACACCCAAGUGAUUGCUCACCACCAGGCCUCACACAAAUGGCCAUUUUUAAAUUUUCCAAAGUAAAGAGAAAAUUUUGGAAUCAGGUGUGGCACACACCUGUAAUCCCAGCAGUCAGGAGAGUGAGGCAGGAGAAUUGCUGUGAGUUUGAAACCAACCUAAACUAUACAGUGUGGGCAAGCCUGGCCUACAGAAUGAAAACCUGUCUCAGAAAAAAGAAACAAACCAAAGGAUGGCGACUUUAAACAAAACAAAAACAAACAAACAAAAAAAAAAACACUGGGGAAUGAGAGUUUAAAAUCCCCCAAAUUUUUACGAUUUGUAUGGAUUGGGACCAAAGCUUUUGUAUUUUCUAAAACAAUGAAAGCAAAAGUUGGAGCCCCUUGUCCUCCGUACACUAAUGAUGUGAGCUAGGGGCAGGUUGGGGGCCUUGGUCUGGACUGUAUGAGAAGAACCCUACCUCACAGGGCUGUUGUGAGGUGUGGGAGGGGAGCCCCAGCACUGGGCCUGGCCAACAAUGGACUCCAAUAAACACUAAAACUGAAAUGUC
Myodes glareolus (Bank vole) is the source of this 4212-nucleotide messenger RNA. RefSeq names its product WD repeat domain, phosphoinositide interacting 2 (gene Wipi2). Gene Ontology annotation, molecular function: protein binding. NCBI's taxonomy places the organism in Eukaryota, Metazoa, Chordata, Mammalia, Rodentia, Cricetidae. The record is from RefSeq and is a predicted model, not a curated record.